CUUUGACUAAGGCAUCAACCCCACGACUCGCUCCCAUAAAACAAAAAUUAGGGUUUCAGUAGCUAUAAACCCUAAUCUGCUUCUCCUUUACUGCUCCCUGAAUAUUUUGGCGAUCCGAUUGAGGCGCGGCUGAGCUCGCUAGGUCUGAGAAAAAGGCUAUUUUCAGGAAACCAUGGAUACAGGAGUUAAGCUGGCAGUUGUGGUCAAGGUCAUUGGCCGUACUGGAUCAAGGGGUCAAGUUACACAGGUUCGAGUGAAGUUUAUAGAUGAUCAGAAUCGUCUUAUUAUGCGAAAUGUGAAAGGACCUGUCAGAGAAGGUGACGUCCUUACUCUGCUGGAAUCUGAAAGAGAAGCAAGGAGACUGCGGUGAUCAUGUUUCACUUACUAAAAUUCUUGGGUUUGGAUUGCGGUGGAAUAUUUUCGUAGAUUUUUGAAUGAGCAGAGAUCAUGGAGUAUAGCCUUUUAAUGUUUUAGACAUUUAUUGGAAAUUGUUUUCUUUGAUUGCCUGAUAGGCAAUGCUUAAUUUGUUUUAUUAAACAAGACUUGUUAUUAUCAACUACUCUUCUUGAUUUGAAUCUAAUCUAUAAUCAUAUGGUUUCUAGGAAAUAUAUAUUGAUUUAUAA
Molecule: messenger RNA, 623 nt
Organism: Cryptomeria japonica (Japanese cedar)
Lineage: Eukaryota; Viridiplantae; Streptophyta; Pinopsida; Cupressales; Cupressaceae
Product: small ribosomal subunit protein eS28
Exons: 2
Coding region: 173-370 (65 amino acids)
Biological process (GO): translation; ribosomal small subunit assembly; maturation of SSU-rRNA
Cellular component (GO): cytosolic small ribosomal subunit; ribosome
Molecular function (GO): structural constituent of ribosome
Source: RefSeq, a predicted model, not a curated record